AUGUCGGAAGUCGUAUAUAUCACCACCGAACCCUCAGACCGGAUUCACGUAAAAGGAAUCACCCAAACGCAGCCCGAUUGGAUCCACCCGCAGCUAAUCGAAAGCACCGACGCGAUCAAAGGCCGCCAAUUUCGCGUUUCCGGUCCCAUCCCCAAAGGCGCCUGUCUCCUCGUCGAUUCCCCCUACGCAGUCAUUCCCGUCGUCGACGAACCCGCCCACAACGACAGUCUCAUCUGCAGCAAUCCUGCUUGUAAUAGGCCGGCGCCUCGCCAAGUCCGGACUCCAUGUCCAAAUGCCUGUAUCCCGGAUGUGACAUGGUGCGGCAGCAUAUGUCGUGACGCCGAUAGUCUUCGACAUGAGUUUGAAUGCGCUUGGCUCAAACGGUAUGCGGGGACUAUUCGGUCUAAAUGGAGUGAAUAUGAUUUUGGCAUGUUGUGGGUGAUUCUUCGGCUGCUUGCUGCGAGACAUUGCCAAUUGCACGAUGGGACAGCGGUUGGUGUUGUCGAGUUGACGAGUCAUUGGAAGCAUGGAUGGAGUGGUAUUGAGUCGCUCUGUGGUUCUGAGGAUACUUGGCCUCAUGACAUGGUCCGAUCUUGGUCUGCUCUUGUAAAGAAGUAUCUGAGGAGUAGUUCUGCUCUUCCCCAUGAGAUGAGUGCAAAUCGUGUUCUUCAUCUCAUUUGUCAGGAAGAGGCAAACUCAUUUGGUCUUUACCCACGAGAAACAGGCCAUUUUCCCCUGCCAACCCCUCCUGUCGACAGAGGCGAGCAGUUCGCUGCUGCUGUUUAUCCCACUGCGGCAAUAGCUAAUCAUUCAUGCCUGCCAAAUAUCAUCCACAAAGCCGAUGACAAAGGCCGCAUGGUCUUUACCGCCUCCCGCGAUAUUUUUCCGGGUGAGGAAUGCUGCAUCUCGUACUUUGACCUGACACAAUAUACGGAUCUUACUUCGCGUCGCGAGCAUCUUCGAAAAUCGUUCCGUUUUGUGUGUCAGUGUGAACGAUGUGUUUCUGAAGAGUCCGCAGACGAAUCAACAGAAUGGACUGCAAUGCCAAUGAUGGAUAUAUGA
Messenger RNA from Penicillium samsonianum, 1062 nucleotides. Its product is annotated as SET domain-containing protein. NCBI's taxonomy places the organism in Eukaryota, Fungi, Ascomycota, Eurotiomycetes, Eurotiales, Aspergillaceae. Bases 1 to 1062 code for a protein of 353 amino acids. The transcript is spliced from 2 exons. The record is from RefSeq and is a predicted model, not a curated record. Gene Ontology annotation, molecular function: protein binding.